This is a messenger RNA of Bactrocera oleae (olive fruit fly), 1056 nucleotides long. The record is from RefSeq and is a predicted model, not a curated record. NCBI's taxonomy places the organism in Eukaryota, Metazoa, Arthropoda, Insecta, Diptera, Tephritidae.
AAGCCAAUGCACUGAUGGGAGCCGCCGAUUGGACAACCGGUUAUUCGUCGUACAAUACAAGUGCCUAUUCGCCCUAUCGACCCCACAACCCCUACCAAUAUCCGCAUCACACACCGACUGCUGCCGCGCCCACCAAUCUGCCGCACUGUGGCUACGAUCCCAGCGUACCGACCACAUUAACCACCGACCAUGGUUUAACGGUACCCGGUAUGCUAACGGACAUGACUUCGCUAUGUGAUUAUCCACACAGCGGCAUGGCAACAGCCACUGGCACCUACAUGCCACAUGCGCAAGCGCCCAUUUGCAGUCCCAACCACUACGACGCCGGCAAAGGGGAACUGGAAACACUCAACACCACCUACCCCACGUACAAUAAUUUUGCCAACGGCUACAACAACUACAAUUAUAGCAGUUGCGCCGCACAAAGUGGCGGUUACCCGGGACAAGCGGCAGCCACCAUGGUGCUGUGUCCGAAAUUCUACUCACACACCGUUAAUCAGAAUGAGAUUCAUGUGCAUGUGCACGACAAUUCAUUGAUCAGUUCGCUGACAGGCUACCGAUCGAGCAUAGAGAUCGGCAUUGGUACAUCGGAUCACGAAGCUAUGAGCGCACAAGGAUCGUCGCAGGCAUUACACGACGCCCAAAUGGGUGGUGGCAAUGGUGGCAGUGGAGGUGUGGUGACAGCGGCGGACGUCAGCAGCGCAGCAGCGAUCACGAGUAGUGAGCACAAUCUCCAACAGCAACAACAGCAGCAGCAACAGCAUGACGCACAGUCGCAGGUGCAACAGCAACAACAACAAACACAUUUGGAUGUACCACAGAGUGAUGCGUCUGUGACGGGAGAGCAACACAGCGGCGCACGCAAUGUGGAUGUGGGCGAUUUGGGCAACGUCUGGCGUCCGUAUUGACCGGGCGGUGGUGGUGCAACCACGAGGUCUUACGUACUUGCACAUUGAACUGACCGGAAGCAAAAACCGAGGGAUUCAAUAUUUUUUUUACUUGUAAACAAGUAUAAUUUUUUUAAAAGUAUUUUUUUUUAAAUGUAUAUUUUUUUAA